This is a messenger RNA of Zalophus californianus (California sea lion), 2923 nucleotides long. It is a transcript of the gene TRAM1L1, whose product is annotated as translocation associated membrane protein 1 like 1. The transcript has a single exon. Lineage: Eukaryota; Metazoa; Chordata; Mammalia; Carnivora; Otariidae. Gene Ontology annotation, cellular component: endoplasmic reticulum membrane. The record is from RefSeq and is a predicted model, not a curated record. Bases 558 to 1670 code for a protein of 370 amino acids. Gene Ontology annotation, biological process: SRP-dependent cotranslational protein targeting to membrane, translocation; protein insertion into ER membrane.
UAAAAAAAAAAAUGAUCACUCCGUAUUUACCUCAUUGGGUUUUCCAGAAAGGACACAUUUAUAAAUAGAAGCAAAGUGUUCCGAACAGCACCUGUAAAUGCUAAGCGCUAUGAGAGUUUGCUUCUAUCAUCAUUAUUAUUUGAUGCUGUUUUCAUAAUCAUGCUGAUGAAGAAUAACCAGAGUUCUAUCCUGCUUUGUCAUGAUUACUGACGAAGAUGCCACUGAAAAAUAAUUCAGGAGCAUCUUGACGGUGCCAGUGGAUUUCAAGAGGCGACGAUCAACGUGGAAGAUCAACGCUCGCAACCCCGAGCCUGGCGCCGGGCAGGGGCGCGGCACUCGAUUUCCUUCCCUGCCUCCGCCGUCCCCCUGGUGCGCAUGCUCAGUCCUGCUCGGCCCUUGCCUUUGAUUUAUUUUUUUCUGGGCGGCCGCGGCGACCCGGGACUGGCUCCGGGAUGGGAAGUGAAGCCCCCGGAGCUGCGGCGGCGGCGGCGGCGCUGUGAGGAGCAGCCAGGGGGAGGCAGCUGCGGGUCGUCGGUGAGUAUCUGGGAAGCGCUACCAUGGCGUUUCGUAAGAAGAGCACCAAGAACCCCCCAGUCCUGAGUCACGAAUUCAUCCUGCAGAAUCAUGCGGACCUCGUCGCCUGUGUGGGGAUGUUCUUCGUGCUGGGGCUUAUGUUCGAGGGAACAGCUGAAGCGUCUAUCGUUUUUAUUACUCUUCAGCACAGUGUUACCUUUCCUGCAGCAGAAGAACGAGCCACAGAAUCAAAGUUCCUUUACUAUUAUGGCAUCAAAGAUUUGGCCACGGUUUUCUUCUACAUGCUAGUGGCAAUCAUCAUUCACGCCACAAUUCAGGAGUAUGUGUUGGAUAAAAUUAACAGGCGAAUGCAGUUCCCCAAAGCGAAACAAAGCAAAUUUAAUGAAUCUGGCCAGUUUAGUGUAUUCUACCUUGUUUCUUGUAUUUGGGGCACAUUCAUUCUAAUUUCUGAAAACUGUCUGUCAGACCCAACUCUCUUAUGGAGGGCUCAUCCCCAUAAUAUGAUGACAUUUCAAAUGAAGUUUUUCUACAUAUCACAAUUGGCUUACUGGUUUCAUGCCUUUCCCGAACUCUAUUUCCAGAGAACCAAAAAGCAAGAUAUCCCUCGUCAACUUGUCUACAUCGGUCUUCACCUCUUUCACAUUGCUGGAGCUUACCUCUUGUACUUGAAUCAUCUGGGACUUGUUCUUUUGAUGAUGCACUACUUUGUUGAAUUACUUUCCCACAUUUGUGACCUGUUUUAUUUUAGUGAUGAAAAGUACCAGAAAGAGUUUUCUCUGUGGGCAGUUGUGUUUAUUUUGGGUCGACUUGUGACUUUAAUUGUUUCAGUAGUGACUGUGGGCUUUCACCUGGCCGGAGGGCAGAAUCAGAAUCCGGAUGCCAUUACUGGAAACGUAAACGUGUUGGCAGCUAAAAUUGCUGUUUUGUCAUCCAGUUGCACCAUCCAAGCAUACAUAACAUGGAAUUUAUUUAAUGUCCAGCUUCAAAGGUGGAUGGAAGAAGACACUGCUCUUCAGGCCCCAAGUGUGAAGAAGAAACGGACUAAAGGGAGGUCUUCUAGAAAAGGAACAGAAAAUGGUGUGGCAACUUCAAAUAGAGUAGACUCUCCCCAUAAAAGGAAAGAGAAAUCUUCAUAAUGAAUUACAAGCUAGUUGAUGACUGUCCCCAAAGAAGUCUGCUCUUUACUAUAAGAUAUCUUUGUGUGCUGCAGAUUUUUCUGUUCUUGAAGAUAGUUUGUGCUGUCUUUGAUUUCUAUUAUUGUACUGUGUAAUGUAUUUUUUUAAAGGCAUUUGAGGGGAGGAUGAUUAUGAACGGAAACAAAAUGAUACAGACUAAGAAUCAUCAAAUGGUUCAGGGAUCACCACAUUUUGUUUUGUUACUUUUGAACAAUGAUUUCCUAAUGAUUUGUAGAUAAUAACUAAAAAAAGCCGCAUUAUCAGUGACACAAUUUCUUGCUCCUGCCAAUCUUUUAUAACAUUAGCAAGGUGGUCUGGUAUAGCAACGUCACAUUUUUUAAUGUUCUCUUUUAGGACAACAUGGAAAUAUUAUAAAGGUGGAAUUCAACUUCAUUACGUUUUCAGUGUUCUCUAAUUCUUAGAAUUUAAUUUUUUUUUUUUUUUUAGAACUUACAACUGGAGAAAAGAUUUGUAAAAGCACCAAAAUAAUGAUGUGUUUUAUAGGUAGUGGUUGUUAAUAUUACAUCCCCAUUAAAAAAAAUACUAAUGGGUAAUGUGUGGAGAUUUAUUACCAUAUAUUGAAUCAAAAUACCAUGAAUUAAUAUAAAAGUGUUACUGAAGAGGUAAAAAUCAUCUUGUCCAUUUUAAACACUUGUAAACUAGAAAUAAAAAAAUUAAAUAUUUACUGUAAAAGGAAAUCAGACUUAGUCUUUUUUGCUAUGUUUAUUAAAAAUUAUUUUAAUGAGGCUUGUUAAAAGUUUGGUAUCCACACCAUCUUGGAAAAAUGUUGUUUAACCUGCAAAUCAUUUUGAAAAACAAUGCUUACUUGAUUUCUAUCUAUAAAAAGAAUGUCAGCUAGUUACACACAGAAAGGACUUAACACACUAACCUGAAGUAAUUUGAAAAUCAGAUGGAUAGUCUUAUGAAAGGCCUGUCAAAAAUACUGUUAUAAAUAUAGUGCUGCUGCCAACUUUAAUUGGGAAACGUUCAUCUGUAUGAGUCCUAUUUUGGAUAUUUGUGUAUACUAAAGUGUAUGUGGAUAUAUAGGUAUAUAGGUAAUAUCUUUAUUGAAGCCAAUAGAAAGAAUGGACUGUAGUGGGUGAGUAUUUUAUUUAUCUCUUUUUCUCAACCUUCAUUUUGAUUUCAUUUCCAUAAUGCGAGUGUUUAUACUUUUUUCAGGAGGCAGUGCUUGAAAAAUAUGCUAGAAUAAGGCC